AUGAAGAAGCAAAAGUCUGGUAUCGGGUUUGGGCAGAGGAAGCUUCACUUGGUUCUCGGUCUGCACCACACACUUUUGGAUAGCUGUCACAUCGCGCGGCUUGCAGACGGAGACAAGCAUCUGGUGGAACAGCGCCAUGUCAUGAUAAAAACUUUACAAGAGAAGAAGAAGCUUCACUUGGUCCUUGGUCUACGAGGCACACUCUACGACUACAUUAUAAUUUCUCAUUUAUCCGAUAGAGAGAAGCAUUUGAUCGGAGAAGUAGAUUCAAGGGACGAUCUUUGGCGGAUCACCGCACAGUCCCAUGAAGGGUUGAUAAAAUUGCGCCCUUUUGUAGCCGAAUUCUUGCGUGAAGCAAACAACACGCUACAUGCUUACUCGCUUUCCCGGCCAGAACACUCCGAUUAUAUGCUCAAGUUGCUUCAUCCGCAUCAAACCUACUUUGGCCGUCGCGUCAUCUGCAGUAGAGACACGUGUAUGAAAACACUUGACCUUGUCUUGGUCGACGAACGUGUCCUGAUCACGAGUUACCGUUAUUUCCAAAGACCCACGACGACCCAACACAGUGGAUUGAUUGCAAAUCUUUUCAACUUCCUUAAGGCAAACUUGUUGGAAUAUCGUUGCCACCAUUUGGCUCCAAAAUCUUACUCGGAGGAAGGUAUAGAUGAGACUGAAGAGGAUGGAGGAUUGGCCAUUGCUCUCAAGUUCCUCAGGAAUCUUCAUCAACGAUUCUUCGACGGAGAAUAUAUCAAGACGUGA
Molecule: messenger RNA, 759 nt
Organism: Arabidopsis lyrata subsp. lyrata
Lineage: Eukaryota; Viridiplantae; Streptophyta; Magnoliopsida; Brassicales; Brassicaceae
Product: RNA polymerase II C-terminal domain phosphatase-like 4
Exons: 3
Coding region: 1-759 (252 amino acids)
Molecular function (GO): RNA polymerase II CTD heptapeptide repeat phosphatase activity
Source: RefSeq, a predicted model, not a curated record